Messenger RNA from Acaulospora morrowiae, 237 nucleotides. Lineage: Eukaryota; Fungi; Glomeromycota; Glomeromycetes; Diversisporales; Acaulosporaceae. The record is from the annotation of a GenBank genome assembly.
AUGUCAAAAGAAAACUUGGAACGUGAUAGGGACAAUGAUGAUAAUGAUUGGAUAAAUUCCGGAGUCAUAUCAGCCAGUUGCGAGACGCACUCAUCACCCGCCAGACGCACUAUUGGGCUAGCAAAAGGCCGGAUAUUUUCUCCAUCUCGUACAUCCACCGGGACGCACCCAUCACCCGCCAGACGCACUAUUGGGCUAGGUGGAGACAAGAAGUUUAUGCAUCAUGCGAAAACCUAA